This is a messenger RNA of Chlorocebus sabaeus (green monkey), 4661 nucleotides long. Its product is annotated as KIAA0232 ortholog. The record is from RefSeq and is a predicted model, not a curated record. Lineage: Eukaryota; Metazoa; Chordata; Mammalia; Primates; Cercopithecidae.
GUUGCCGGGUAACGGAGCGGAGCGGCUCCCGGCGCGCCUCCUCCCGCCCUCCGCCGAGUGGCGCUGGGGCCGCCGCCGCCGCCGCCGCCGCCGCUUUACGUAAGGCGCAGGCCAGGGCCGCCCUGCGCUCGGCAGCCGCCCGCAGCCCCUCGGAUCCAGAGGAGAGGCGCCCCCGCCGGCCGCCGCGCCGCCCGGCAGCCUCGGCAGGUUCUGCCGGAGACUUCCAUUUGGCCUCAAUGUGAAAUUAAAGUAGCAAAUCACAUCUACAUGUAUGUUGCUAUCAGGAUGUUGAUUCAUUAGUCAUGCCUGAAGAGGGAAAGUCUGUUUUAGGUGGCUGACUACCAGCAAAAAUAAAUGCUUAUCCUACAUGUCAAGCAUCUCUCCUUUUUACUGGAGUGAAAAUCCCCUCCAGAUACCAACAGAAUAUCAACUGCAGAAAAUGCUUCACAUUUUAAGGAUGUCGGCAACCUAAAUUCAUGUACCCUAUCUGUACAGUUGUUGUGGAUGGUUUGCCAUCUGAAAGCUCCUCAAGUUCUUAUCCAGGCCCUGUGUCUGUUUCUGAAAUGUCUCUGCUUCAUGCUUUGGGUCCAGUGCAGACCUGGCUGGGACAAGAGCUCGAGAAAUGUGGCAUUGAUGCCAUGAUUUACACUCGGUAUGUCCUCAGUCUUCUGCUGCAUGACAGCUAUGACUACGACCUGCAGGAACAGGAGAAUGACAUCUUCCUGGGCUGGGAAAAAGGAGCUUAUAAGAAAUGGGGAAAGAGUAAGAAAAAAUGUUCAGAUCUAACUCUAGAAGAAAUGAAAAAACAGGCUGCUGUCCAGUGUCUUCGAUCUGCUUCUGAUGAAAGCUCUGGUAUCGAGACUUUAGUGGAGGAGCUCUGCUCCAGACUGAAAGACCUUCAGAGUAAGCAAGAAGAGAAGAUUCACAAAAAGUUAGAGGGGUCUCCCUCUCCAGAGGCAGAAUUAUCCCCUCCAGCAAAGGAUCAAGUGGAAAUGUAUUAUGAAGCAUUUCCACCGCUUUCUGAGAAACCAGUUUGCCUGCAAGAAAUCAUGACGGUGUGGAACAAGUCUAAAGUCUGUUCUUACUCUAGCUCUUCUUCAUCAUCCACAGCCCCACCAGCUAGCACAGAUACUUCCUCUCCUAAGGACUGCAACAGUGAAAGUGAAGUCACCAAGGAAAGAAGCAGUGAAGUGCCCACCACUGUGCAUGAGAAAACCCAGAGUAAAAGUAAAAACGAGAAGGAAAACAAAUUUAGUAAUGGCACAAUUGAAGAAAAGCCUGCUUUGUACAAAAAGCAAAUCCGACAUAAACCUGAAGGAAAGAUUCGCCCUCGCUCAUGGUCUUCUGGCUCCAGUGAAGCAGGCUCAAGUUCCAGUGGGAAUCAGGGAGAAUUAAAAGCAUCCAUGAAGUAUGUUAAAGUAAGACACAAGGCACGAGAGAUUCGAAACAAAAAAGGGCGGAAUGGGCAAAGCAGGCUUUCUUUGAAGCAUGGUGAAAAGGCUGAAAGAAACAUUCAUACUGGAAGUAGUAGCAGUAGCAGCAGUGGUUCUGUCAAACAGCUGUGCAAGCGGGGUAAGAGACCUUUAAAAGAAACAGGGAGAAAAGAUCCUGGGAGCACUGAAGGAAAAGACCUGUACAUGGAGAACAGAAACGACACAGAGUAUAAAGAGGAGCCCUUGUGGUACACCGAGCCAAUUGCUGAAUAUUUUGUUCCUCUGAGCAGAAAAAGUAAACUAGAGACCACAUACCGAAACAGACAAGACACAAGUGAUCUGACAUCAGAGGCAGUGGAAGAAUUGUCUGAAUCAGUGCAUGGUCUUUGUAUCAGCAACAAUAAUCUUCAUAAAACAUACCUCGCAGCAGGUACUUUCAUUGAUGGUCAUUUUGUAGAAAUGCCUGCAGUUAUAAAUGAGGAUAUUGACCUCACUGGGACCUCAUUAUGUUCUCUACCAGAGGACAAUAAAUACCUGGAUGAUAUUCAUCUGUCAGAAUUAACGCACUUCUAUGAAGUGGAUAUUGAUCAAUCCAUGUUGGAUCCUGGUGCCUCAGAAACAAUGCAAGGAGAAAGUCGGAUUUUGAAUAUGAUUCGACAAAAAAGCAAAGAGAACACAGAUUUUGAGGCAGAAUGUUGCAUAGUGUUAGAUGGUAUGGAGUUGCAAGGGGAACGUGCAAUAUGGACAGAUUCUACCAGCUCCGUGGGUGCUGAGGGCUUAUUCCUGCAGGACCUUGGCAAUCUGGCUCAGUUUUGGGAGUGCUGUUCAUCCAGCUCUGGUGAUGCGGAUGGGGAGAGUUUUGGAGGAGACUCUCCGGUUAGACUCUCUCCCAUCUUAGACAGCACAGUGCUCAAUUCACACCUGCUUGCUGGCAAUCAAGAGCUCUUUUCAGAUAUUAAUGAAGGAUCUGGUAUAAACUCUUGUUUUUCAGUGUUUGAAGUGCAAUGCAGUAAUUCUGUUUUACCAUUUUCUUUUGAAACACUCAACUUGGGAAAUGAAAAUACAGAUUCUAGUGCUAAUAUGCUUGGGAAAACACAGUCUAGAUUGCUAAUAUGGACCAAAAAUAGUGCCUUUGAAGAAAAUGAACACUGUUCUAAUCUUUCAACAAGAACUUGUAGUCCAUGGUCCCAUUCAGAAGAAACACGUUCAGACAAUGAAACAUUAAAUAUUCAGUUUGAAGAAUCCACACAGUUUAAUGCCGAAGAUAUUAAUUAUGUAGUUCCUAGAGUCUCGUCAAAUUAUGUAGAUGAAGAACUUCUAGAUUUUUUGCAAGAUGAAACUUGCCAGCAAAACAGUAGAACUUUAGGUGAGAUUCCUGCAUUAGUUUUCAAAAAAACAUCUAAACUAGAAUCCGUCUGUGGUAUUCAGCUAGAACAAAAAAUAGAAAACAAAAAUUUUGAAACUACACAAGUAUGUAAUGAAAGUCCACAUGGAGAUGGCUACAGCUCAGGGGUUAUUAAAGACAUUUGGACAAAGAUGGCAGACACAAAUUCUAUGGCCACAGUAGAAAUAGAAAGAACUGAUGCUGAGUUGUUUUCGGCAGAUGUAAAUAACUACUGCUGCUGUCUAGAUGCUGAAGCUGAACUGGAGACCCUUCAGGAGCCUGAUAAGGCUGUGCGGAGGUCAGAGUACCAUCUGUGGGAGGGACAGAAAGAGAGCCUGGAGAAAAGAGCAUUUGCUUCUAGUGAGCUAUCCAACGUGGAUGGUGGUGAUUAUACAACACCCUCUAAACCCUGGGAUGUAGCCCAAGAUAAAGAGAACACAUUCAUUCUUGGAGGAGUUUAUGGAGAACUCAAAACCUUUAACAGUGAUGGGGAAUGGGCAGUCGUACCACCCAGCCACACAAAAGGAAGCCUGUUACAGUGUGCAGCUUCUGAUGUAGUGACGAUAGCUGGUACAGAUGUCUUUAUGACCCCGGGAAACAGUUUUGCUCCUGGGCACAGGCAGUUAUGGAAACCCUUCGUGUCAUUUGAACAGAAUGAUCAGCCGAAGAGUGGGGAAAAUGGGUUAAAUAAGGGAUUUUCUUUUAUCUUCCAUGAAGACUUACUAGGAGCUUGUGGCAACUUUCAAGUCGAAGAUCCUGGACUUGAAUACUCGUUUUCUUCCUUUGACUUAAGCAAUCCAUUUUCACAAGUUCUUCAUGUAGAAUGCUCAUUUGAACCUGAAGGGAUUGCAUCUUUCAGCCCCAGUUUUAAACCGAAAUCAAUCCUCUGUUCUGAUUCAGACAGUGAAGUGUUGCACCCCAGGAUAUGUGGUGUUGACAGAACACAAUACAGGGCUAUUCGGAUCUCUCCUAGGACUCACUUUCGCCCAAUUUCUGCAUCCGAACUGUCCCCAGGAGGAGGAAGCGAGUCAGAAUUUGAAUCUGAGAAAGAUGAAGCAAAUAUUCCCAUUCCUUCUCAAGUGGAUAUAUUUGAAGAUCCGCAGGCAGAUCUCAAACCUCUGGAAGAAGAUGCAGAGAAAGAAGGCCAUUACUAUGGAAAAUCAGAGCUUGAGUCUGGAAAAUUCCUUCCCAGGUUAAAAAAAUCUGGGAUGGAAAAGAGUGCUCAGACAUCACUGGAUUCCCAGGAGGAAUCAACUGGGAUUCUGUCAGUAGGAAAGCAAAAUCAGUGUUUGGAAUGUAGCAUGAAUGAAUCCCUGGAAAUAGAUUUAGAAAGUUCAGAAGCAAAUUGUAAAAUAAUGGCACAAUGCGAGGAAGAAAUUAAUAAUUUUUGUGGUUGCAAAGCAGGUUGUCAGUUUCCUGCUUAUGAAGAUAAUCCACUUUCUUCGGGACAGCUGGAAGAGUUCCCUGUAUUGAACACUGAUAUACAAGGAAUGAAUAGAAGUCAAGAAAAACAGACCUGGUGGGAAAAAGCCUUGUACUCUCCUCUUUUUCCUGCAUCAGAGUGUGAAGAAUGUUACACAAAUGCCAAGGGAGAGAGUGGUUUAGAAGAAUGUCCAGAUGCUAAAGAGACACCCAGUAAUGAAGAGCGCCUGUUAGAUUUUAAUAGGGUGUCUUCUGUUUAUGAAGCAAGAUGCAGGAGAGAGAGAAAUUCUGGAGCACAGUCAGAUGGCUUCACAGAAAGAUGUGCUAGCGCCAGCUCCACCUCGGAAGAGACAGGCUUUCGGAAGGCGGAGGCGGAGUGGGUGAGCCUAGAAGAGGAGCUCUUUUCUCAGACUCAUCUCUAA